AUGUUUUACUAUUACAUUUUUUUUCUAUUCAUUUAUUCAAUAAAAUCUUGCCCAUUGAAAACAGUUGAUAGUCGAUCUGGUUGUUACUGCGGCAUUGAAAUUGAUGGUACAAAUUAUAUUCAAUGUCAACCGUAUUCUAUUGAAAUUAUUCCUGAAUUUACUCGUUCGUAUAUACACGAUAAAUUAAAUCUAUCAUCGAAUUUUAUUCGCAACAUAACAAAGGAAUCGUUUAAUAAAUUGCGAGUUAAAAAAAUCUAUCUUCAACAGAAUUUAAUCGAACAUAUCGAUAAAGAAUCAUUUAAUAAUAAUAUUCUUAAUUAUCUCGAAGAACUUCGCAUUGAUAUGUUAAACAAUGGUAGUUUAGAAUUUCUUUGUUACGGUGCCUGGCAAAAACUUCGUCUACUCGAGCUGUCAGGUUUUAAUUUUGAUCAACAUCAAAUAUGUUUUGAAAAACUUCAUCGCCUCGAAAAAUUAAUUAUAAAAAAUUCUAAAAUUAGUUUCCUAUCGCACCAUUUAUAUCAACUUCCGUAUUUAUAUGAAUUAUCAUUAAUUAAUAAUUAUAUUGAAUAUUUAAAUUUUGAUAAUGAUCUUUUGGCAACAUUUUCAUCUUCGAUUAAAGUAUUUAAUUUGACAUCGAAUCAACUUCGAACCAUACCCAAUGAUUUAUUUACUCGCAUGCCGCAUUUGCAUACACUUGAUAUUUCACAUAAUUUUCUCGAAAGUCUUCCGAUUAUAAAUCAAAUUAAUCUACUGAAUAUUAGUUUGACUCAUAAUUUGAUUAAUUAUAUUCAGCUAAAUGAUAAUCAAAAUAAUUACGAUUUAUCAUUUAAUCCAAUAUGUACAUUAGAAAAGAGCGAAUCGAAAACAAAUUUAUUAUUGAAAAAUAUUACUCAUCUACAUUGUGAUUGCCGUUUAGCAUUUUAUCUCGAUGAAAAUUUAGUAAAUAAAUCAGAGAUCAUAGGAAUUCAACGGCCAUUUGAUAGCGAAACAAAAUGCUCGACACCCUUUGUAUUUAAUGGAUUUUAUCUUAAAGAUUUAACUUAUGAACAAUUACUUUCAUCAUGUUCCAAUGAUUUACCUAUGAGCUGUAGAGAAGUUCAUCAUUUUAAACGAAUUCAAAACUACGUAAAUGAUAUCAUGGAGACGACAACUAUCACCUCGACGAUGCCGACAACAAUAAAUCCUAUACCAAUCAAUGAUAUAAUUCCAACAUCGGAUGAUAUAUCAUCAUUUCGUCUAACAUCAUUUUAUACGAUGUUCGACAAUAAUAAUUUACUCAUUGAUUGGGAUUUUGAUCCAAUAUUUUCAACGACUAGUCUGUCCCAGUUGCAAUUUCAAAUUACUGUAGAACAAGAAACUUCAUUGAAUACUCAAAUUAUUCGACGUAGCGGUUUUAUAUCACCGUAUCUGAAACAGUACACGAUUCAUCAUAUCCCAUCGAAUAAAAACUAUUAUGUUUGUUUACUAUUAACACGAUCUUCUGUUGGCACGGAUAAAUACUGCCGAGAAGCACGACCAACAAUAAUAACAACAACAGCAAUAUCUAAUACAAUUCUAUCAAAGCAAGCAGUUGUUCACAUGCUGUUUACCAAUCGUUCUAUUCUAUUUGGUUUUCUAUUUGGCGCAAUUCUAACCACGAGUCUCCUACUGGCACUAGCCUUUCUCUGUCAUCUACGAUCUAAACGACAACGUUAUCAACGUGCAGCAUCAUCGCUAUAUCAUCAUAGUCACCGUCAUCCUCUUCAACAGCAGAAACAUUAUUUAUAUAUCGAUAGAAAUGAAGAUGAUGGAGCCUACUCAAAUUCGGUAUUUUCAUCAUCAUCAUCAUCAUCGAAAUUCAAUCAUUUUAGAAGAAAUCCUCGUCGAGCAUGUUUUCCAUCUUUACCGCCCAAUCAAUCAUGGUAUCAUCGCGGUUUAAAAGAGUUACCAACAGCACCACUACCAUCAACUUGUUGUUUUCACCAUCACCAUCAUCAUCAUACACCAGAUACAACGAUGAGUAGUAGUACAACAGCACGACGCAUCACUUCACUAUCAUCACAAUAUAGUAAUGAAAUGGAUAAAGAAAGAAUGACAUCAACAUCCAUAAUGAGUAGUACUAGUUCAGAUGAACAUGCACAUAAUAGUCCAGCUAAACAUCUUUAUGAAGAACUUGCAGACGAAACGACAAUGCUGAGACUAAAUAAUACAACAGAUGUAUUUCUUUGA
Molecule: messenger RNA, 2208 nt
Organism: Rotaria socialis
Lineage: Eukaryota; Metazoa; Rotifera; Eurotatoria; Philodinida; Philodinidae
Source: the annotation of a GenBank genome assembly